Molecule: messenger RNA, 7919 nt
Organism: Triplophysa rosa
Lineage: Eukaryota; Metazoa; Chordata; Actinopteri; Cypriniformes; Nemacheilidae
Product: MAM and LDL-receptor class A domain-containing protein 2
Exons: 49
Coding region: 1-6939 (2312 amino acids)
Cellular component (GO): membrane
Molecular function (GO): protein binding
Source: RefSeq, a predicted model, not a curated record
AUGGCAAACAUUAGUGCCAUCCCCGGUGUGGACCAUACUACAGGAUCACCUUGGGGUGGAGUUAUGCAUGUGGAAGGUGACAGUGCAGGUCUCUUCUCAAAAGCACUUUUGAAGCACACGCUUCUCCGGUCUACUGCACUUGGAUGCAAGAUAGGCUUCUGGUACCAUCUUCACGAUGACAUAAGUGUGUCUUCAUACUUUGCUCUGACCUUGAUCGCUAACACUUCGACUGUGCCGUUGUGGUCGAUUAAAAAAGGGCAGACCAACGGCUGGGAAAACGCUUCUGUGUUAAUUGGUAAUCGUCUACAAGGGUCAAAGAUUGAAUUUUCUGUGGACCCUGUUCCUAUUGGAAGUCAGGAUAUCAUGCUGGAUGACAUCACACUGAUAGACUGUGCCGAUGCAGACGUCCCGGCAGGUUCAGAUAAUCUCAGCUGUGAUUUUGAGGAAGACACCUGUGCCUGGUACGAUGAUCAGCUGGCUCAACUCAAAUGGCAGAGGGCAGAUGGAAAUAAACCUUCAGAUGAUCAGGGACCUGGAUAUGAUCACACUACCGGCUCUGGUUAUUAUAUGUUCAUAGCACCAAAAUGGAGUUCCAAACCACCUGAGACAGCUAGGCUGGUCAGUUUUCCACAGCAGGCCAAAUGUGUCACCUUCUGGUAUCUAAUGUACGGUGCAAACAUUGGCUCUCUCAGAAUCAUCACAAAGAACUCGAAUGGAACACAGUCUGUUAUAUGGAUGAGAACUGGAACCCAAGGCAACAAGUGGCGUUUCGUGGAUCUUAGCUUUGCAGACAAUGAUGAGCCAAUCCUGUUUAUAUUCGAGGGGACCCUGGAAGGCACCAGUGGCUACAUUGCAAUAGAUGACGUGCAGGUGUCGAGCAGUGUAAAUGGAUCAUGUCCAGCUGAACGCGAGUGCACCUUCCAGGGUUCCCUAUGUGGCCUUCAGCCUGAUCCCACAACAGAUUUUAACUGGGUCCGAACAAAAGGAGAACUGGUUACUGGCACCCCCAGCCCCACAAUGGAUCACACUCUGGGAACUGACAAAGGAUUCUACAUGAGUGCACAGCUUUGGAAGUACCCCAGUGACAGCAGAGGCAGCAUGGUGACCAAAGUCAAUCAGCCGACCCCUGGGCAUGGGGAGUGCUGGAUGUUCUGGUACCACAUGGAUGGAAGAAACGUGGGUUUUCUUAACAUCUACGUCCAGGAGCUGCACAGCGCCAGAUCUCAUACGCCUGUGUGGAGCAUGAGUGGAGAUCAGGGAGAACAGUGGAGACAUGGCAGAGUAUCUGUCAUUAACCCUCACAGCCCAUACAAGGUCAUAUUUGAAGCAGUGGUUGGCAGUGAGCAAGGAAAAGAUAUUGCUAUUGAUGACUUAACUAUCCUCAAUGACCCUUGUCCACCACCUGGGUUCUGUGAUUUUGAAAUUGACUUGUGUGGAUGGGUGAAUGUUCGUGUCAAUACCUCCAGUGUUGAAUGGAGCUGGACAUCUGGAACCAGUGCGUCAUUAUUUGCUCCUGAAGUGGACCACACCACCAACACAGCCCUGGGACACUACAUAGCAUAUUUUCCAGUAGAGCAGGUUUCUCAUAUUCAGAGUGAACUGAUGCAGCCUAACUCUCAAGGAUGCUUGGAAUUCUGGUACUACAUGCACAUGUGGGCAUAUGUCGAUAAGCUCAAGCUCACAGUUUAUGUGAAUGAGUCUGGCUCUCUACGGUCAUUGUGGAAUCUAACCGGUGAUCAGGGGGCUGUGUGGCAUCAAGCUACUGUGUACUACACAUCAUCUGUACAACACCAGAUUGUUUUUGAAGUUGCCCGUCCAAAAUUAGACGAUGGAGUCAUCGCUCUGGAUGAUAUCUACACAAGCUGCUCUGCACUGGACCUGACCACACCUGCACCCACGACCGAAGCCACGUCUCCUCCUCCCUCCUCCAUGGACUGCAACUUUCAGGAGGGACUGUGUAACUGGGUUCAAGAGACAGAGGAUGGUUUCGAUUGGAACCGUCAGAUGGGGGGACAGCUGAAUGAACCAUGGCUAGGACCCCUUUAUGAUCACACCUUAAAAAAUGACUACGGGUUUUAUCUCAUUGCAAACAUGUCUGAUGAUAAAACGGGUGAGACAGCAGUUAUUUCUUCUCCGCUGACAAUUUCCAACACUGACGUCUGUAUCCGAUUCUGGUACUAUAUGUUAGGACCAUCUGUUGGGACCUUAGAUCUGAUUCUUGAGACGAAAACAAAAGAAAUCCUUGCAUGGACAAGAGAAGGCACCAAGAACUCAGAGUGGUUGAAUGCACAGGUCUCCAUUAGUGUUUCAGAUGUCCAGAGAGUGAAGUUCUCCGUGAACAGAAUUACAGGAGGCACAGGGUUCAUAGCUAUUGAUGACCUCAGUGUGACUGCAGGAGCUUGUGAGGAUCACAAUCCAUGUGGGUUCGAAUCUCCUUCUCUAUGUGGCUUUGAGUCGGAUGUGACUGAUGAUUCUGUGUGGCUGUGUGUAGACGGCAGCAGCGGUCAUAUUGACCACACGUACAGAGCUGAACUUGGCCAUUCAAUGGCUGUGCUUGGAGCCGAGCUUCAAAAACCAGAGGUCACAAAACUUCUGACACCAGAAUAUACCUCAUCUACAGAGUCCUGCCUGCGGUUCUGGUACUGGUUGUCUGCUGGCACAAGUGACUCUCUCUCAGUACAUAUUCUUCGGAAUGGAGAACUGGAUCCAGCACUCUGGGAUCUGUCUGGAGCACCUUCUCAUAGUUGGGAAGUAGCUGAGGUCACCAUAUCGUCUCCCUCCAAAUUCAGGGUGGCAUUCAGAGCCAAGCUCAGUCCAAACCCGAAGUCGUUUGUUCUUCUGGAUGAUAUCUCAAUUAAAAGUGGGGCUUGUUCUGCCACCGGAUCGUGUGACUUUGAGUCCGGCCAGUGCACAUGGGUGAAUGCUGCUAAUGGAGUAUCAGAUCAACAUGACUGGAUCCAUAUAGAUGGUCACUUCAGAGGUCCUCUGGUCGAUUAUACAACUCACACUGCAGAUGGAAAGUUUCUUUUGAGUCUAUCUCAGAUAAACACACGUGGCCAAAACAGCCGGUCUGUGUUGAUCUCGGAAAGGAUCGUGUUGACCACUGACUCCUGUCUUGACUUCUGGUACCAUAUAAACGGAAGUGACCCUGGGAUCUUAAGAGUGUUAUUAGAUUCAGAUGCAACAGAGCAAGAUGUGCUGUUUGAAACACGGGUCACCGGGAACAUUUGGAAAAAUGCCUCUAUCACUGUGGCAAAGACCAAACCCUUUCAGAUUCAUAUAGAGGCUCAAGCAGUUAAAGAAGGAUUUAUUGCUGUGGACGACAUACGAUUAACACAGGGGCCGUGUGAAGAUAUCAGUGUGGAAAGUGGAGUGUUUCCCGGGAGCGAUUUUGAGACAGACACCUGUCAAUGGAAAGAUAUCAGUGUCGGGCAGUUUGUUUGGCAGCGGGAUAAGAAUGGUACAAUCACAGCCAACACAGGCCCCUCAGUGGACCACACUACUGGCACAGAACUGGGCUGGUAUAUGACAGUAGAAGCCAGCCAUGGUGACCACAAUAGCUAUGCUGCUCUACAAAGUACCGCCAUGAAAGAUGCCAGCAAUGAGUGUUUGUUUGAAUUUUACUACCACAUGUUUGGCGAGGGCAUCGGAGAACUGAAAGUGUUUCUUCAGGAGGGCCAGAGGAAAACACCUUUGUUGUGGAUGUCUGGUAACCACGGAGAUGAGUGGCAUCGGGCAGAAUUGGGUGUGGGUCGCACCCAUCAAGUUUUUACUCUCCUCUUUGAGGCUACCAGAACCUACAGUGAGCUUGGAGAUAUUGCCAUAGAUGACAUUUCUUUCUUAAACUGCAAUCUUCCAGGGCCAGAAGAAUCUUGUAAAGAUGACAUGUUCUCGUGUUCAAACCAUGAGUGUGUGGAGUCAAACAGAGUGUGUGACUACAGUGAUGACUGUGGAGACGGCUCGGAUGAGGAGCUCUGUGAUGUAAAGGGUUAUCAGAAACGUUGCAGUUUCGAGCAGGGCAUGUGCUCAUGGGGGAAGAGCAAUUUGGCAACUGGUUGGAUUUUGCAGAAGGGAGAACAGGCCUGGCCUAAGAUUGGACCACCAAGAGACCACACCCGCAACACUGCAGCAGGUCAUUAUAUUACUCCAGCACAUGAGCUGAGUGAUGAUCAGAGAGCAGAGAUCAUCUCCAGCACUCUGCUGCCCAGCUCGGAUUGCACCGUGAGGUUCUACCACUACUGUCAAGGUAACAGCACUUUGGCCAGGCUAAAUGUUAUACUGAGGACACUUCGUAAUGGAGAUGAAGACAUUAUACUUUGGGAAAAUGCUGUGACACAGAGCUUCCGCUGGCACAGAGUCGAGGUCACCUUCUCCUCCAGGGUUAAGAGUAAGAUGGUAUUCCUGUACAUGGGAAAUGGAGAGGCUCAUACAACACUAACAGCAGUGGACGACAUUUCACUCUCUAUGUCAUGUGCUCACGAUCCUGCCAACAGUGAGCUGCCCGAAACACCCGAACCAACCACAACACCAACUACAGCAACAACAUCACUGACGACAUCUGCUCCUUCAGUUUCACCAACGGUCAACCCUUGCAAGGAGAAAGAGUUUCACUGCUGGCGGUCAGAUGGUGUGAAAUGCAUUGCAGCUGCUGCUCAGUGUAACUAUGUGCUAGACUGCCCUCUAGGGGAAGAUGAGGAAACCUGCGGUCCGUGUAAUUUUGAGAAUGGCCUGUGCCAAUGGAGUGAUGCAAGUGUAGGUCCUUACACAUGGAAUAGAGUAAAGGCAACUAACACCACAGACCCACCCAAUGACCACACCACUGGAACAGGCCACUACAUCCAGACGUACUUCUUGGAGCAGUCUAAGAAUGAGGCUGUGUUCCAAAGCCCAUCUCUGCCAAUUAGCUCUGCAUACUGCCAGCUUCUUUUUCACUUCUACAUUGGUGGAGAACAUUCAGGCAAUCUCAGCGUGAUUCUAUGGAAUGAAGAGGAUGACGGGAAGCUGCUCUGGUCAAGAUCAAGUAGCAGUUCAACACAAUGGGUCACAGAGCUCUUACCAUUGGGCAAACACGAUAGGCCUUAUAGGAUCAUUUUUAGCAGCCAGACCUUAUUUCGACACGAUGAGUUUCUGACAAACAUUCAGACCAUUGCACUAGAUGACAUCUCUUUCCACAACUGUGAAAAGGACUACCAAGCUCCAGACAUUUCCUUGGCCACAUGCUCUUUUGAGAAGGAUCUGUGUGGGUGGAUUCAGGGAGCUGCAGAGGACCUCGACUGGCAGAGAUGGAGCGAAACAACCGAGUCCAAAAACACGGGUCCCUCGGGAGACCACACUAGUGGUAACGGGUAUUAUUUGUACAUCACAAGCUCAAUUCACAACCGGACAGGGGACACGGCACGACUGAAGUCUCCUCUUUCACCCCCAAGUGGUCCUGAUGGGUACUGCUUCUCAUUCUGGUAUCACAUGUUUGGAGCAAAUGUGGGAUCACUAAGAAUGUCCAUAUAUGAUAUUUCAUCCAACCACGUAACACUGAUGUGGCUGAGACGGGGGUCUCAGGGGAAUGAAUGGCGUUUGGCUCAAAGUCAUGUGAAACUACAGGAAGUUCAUCAGCUCUUAAUUGAAGCUUCAGUAGGAUUAUCUGGACACAUUGCUAUAGACGAUUUAUCAGUUACUAAAGGUGCCUGUGCUCCCACAGAGGGUCUUUGUGACUUUGAGCAGGGGGAUUGUGGCUGGAUACAACAGACCAAUGAUAACCUAGACUGGAUUCGAGUGUCAGAUCAGUAUCAAAAAUCUGAAUUCUUAAAGUCUAGACCUGGCUUUGACCACACAACCAACACGGCCACUGGAUACUAUUUUUAUAUGGAUGCCACGCCUGCUCACGUACAAGGACAUAAAGCAAUAAUGACAUCUCAGCUUAAUAUUGAUAAUGCCAAGUGUCUCCAACUGUGGUAUUACAUGGAGGGAAGGGGCACUGGGACUCUAAAUGUGUAUCAACAGUUCUCAGACAAAGAUCGGUCCCUGUUGGUAACCCAGUCUGGAGGACAGGGAGGACUGUGGAGGUUUGCUCAGACCCCACUGACCCCCUCAGGGUCAAACUCCAGGAUCGUGGUGGAGGGGAUUACAGGCCAGAGUGAAGAAGGAAUCAUAGCGCUCGAUGACGUGCAGGUUACUAACUACACCUGCACUCCAUCAGGACAAUGUGACUUUGAGGCAAACUUUUGCAGCUGGUUCAAUCUCUUUGAGGAUGAUGCAGACUGGCUGAGAGUGCAAGCAGGCACUGGAGAGCACACAGGCCCCAGUGUGGACCAUACCAGCAACUCAUCCACAGGUUAUUACCUUUAUAUGGACAGCUCUGUGGGUCACUGGGGAGACGCUGCCAUGAUACUUAGUGAGAUAUUCACCCCGGACAGCAGGGGGAACUGUUUUACAUUCUGGUAUCAUCAGUAUGGAAACAGUGUUGGGACACUUAACUUGUAUAUCAAUAACAGGACCAUUCAUAACAGUGGGAAUAAGUUUGGCCAGAGAGUAUGGACGGAGUCAGGAAAUCAAGGAGAUGUGUGGUGGAGAGGCAACGCAUAUGUGAAACGCAAAGAGCCUUUCUGGUUCAUAUUUGAAUUCUUAAAGGGAGCCGGUCCGAAAGGAAGUGUGGCUAUUGAUGAUAUUCACAUCACCCCCGGGUACUGUGACUCAGACCCCACUCCUGCACCACCACACCGUAAUGACACUGUAGGUAUCGGUGUAGGAGUGGCAGUGACGCUAUUGGUGAUUUUUAUUGUUGGUGCUGCCCUUAUGUUAAAAAAAAUAAAAGGUGCUAACAGGGAAUGUAUACUUGAAGAUGACGUGCUUGAUAGGAACUAUAGACUUGAUAACCACAUGGGUUCCAAUGGCUUACAUGUAAUUACACUUUCAACAGACGGAAAUGAUGCAUCAUCCAUAUAAACUGAUCAAACAAAAACUAAGAAACACAUUUUAUAAUGUCAGUACAUCUGUUUUUACAACAACAAGCCAUCAGUCCUACCAUCUGACUUGCUGUUAUCCGUCUCUAAUAUACUUCCAUCACACAAAAUGCAGUUUUUUCAAGAAGUUACACAAUGACUUGUGGUGAACUCAAUCCAUGUGCAAUAGGACUGAAUUCUUUUAUUUUAACUGUGACUUCACAUUUAUAUUUGCAUAGUAGUCUUUAAAAGACCUUUAAAUGUCGAACCCACUUAUUCCUCACAAUAAAAUGAUUCUUCCUUUAGUUCCAUUGGUGUACUGCAUUAUCCGCAAACAAGUCAUGGUUUUGAUCCCACAGAACACUAAUACAGUACAGUAGGCCUUUACUUUGUCUUCUAAUCAAAUGUUUCUUUUUUCUACAAUCUAUGUGACAGCAUUGAACGAAUUAUAUAUGUUGAGGUCAUCAAUGAAUGCAAAAAACCUGUUUAAUUUUGUAUUAAGUCCUGUGAUACUCGCUGUAUCUGAGGAUCUCAUCUGUGCACCUUUACCAAAUUCUGAUUGUUUGACAUUCGGUUCACGUAAAAUGUGCACUGGGAACAAUUUAUUAAUUUCAGGACUGCUCUAAAGUUUUAGUUUGGACAAAUGACAAAAACUUUAUGAUGGCCGUGUAAAUAGGUUUUGACUUGCUAAGGCAAUUUUCUCAAGCAUGUGAGACAUGUCACACUCCCAUAAUCCACUCAUUUCUCACAGGAACCAGUUUCCUUACAGUCAGCUAACACGUCAACACUCUUUCUCUUUUAAAUAUGAGCACACACCAAACACUCUUCCGCAACUAGUGAUAUGUAAGGACAGAAAACGUGCUUUAAUUGCACAGAUUAAUCCAGAUGAAAAAGUGAAUUUUGAUUUCAUAAGGCGUCCGUCUAGACCGUUUCACCGGAUGCACAUGCCUGGACUGCAGUUAACUUCCGGUCUGUGUUUGUUUA